This is a messenger RNA of Mucor mucedo, 748 nucleotides long. RefSeq names its product thioredoxin-like protein. The transcript is spliced from 3 exons. Lineage: Eukaryota; Fungi; Mucoromycota; Mucoromycetes; Mucorales; Mucoraceae. Gene Ontology annotation, cellular component: cytosol. The record is from RefSeq and is a predicted model, not a curated record. Gene Ontology annotation, molecular function: thioredoxin peroxidase activity. Bases 29 to 616 code for a protein of 195 amino acids. Gene Ontology annotation, biological process: response to oxidative stress; hydrogen peroxide catabolic process; cell redox homeostasis.
UUUUUUUUUAACAAAAUAAUAAUCAAAAAUGGUCGCUCAAGUUCAAAAGCAAGCUCCUGCCUUCACUGCCCCCGCUGUCGUUGAUGGUGAGUUCAAGGAUAUCUCUCUCUCUGACUACAAGGGAAAGUAUGUUGUCUUCUUCUGGUACCCCAUGGAUUUCACCUUUGUUUGCCCCACCGAAAUCCUUGCCUUCUCUGAACGUGUCAAGGAGUUCGAAGCUUUAGAUACUGUUGUCAUUGGUGCCUCUACUGAUUCCGAAUUCUCUCAUCUUGCCUGGAUUAACACUCCCCGUAAGCAAGGUGGUCUCGGUGAGAUGAACAUUCCUCUUCUCGCUGAUAAGACCAAGUCCAUUGCCAAGGACUAUGGUGUUCUUAUCGAAGAAGCUGGUAUUGCUCUCCGUGGUCUCUUCAUCAUUGACCCCAAGGGUACCGUCCGUCAAAUCACCAUCAACGAUCUCCCCGUUGGUCGUUCCGUUGACGAAGUCCUCCGUCUCGUUGAAGCCUUCAAGUUCACUGAUGAGCAUGGUGAGGUCUGUCCCGCUAACUGGACUGCUGGUGCCAAGACCAUCAAGCCCGAUGUCAAGCAAUCCAAGGAAUACUUCUCCACCGUCAACUAAAUCCUCUAAUCCCCCCUAAAAAAAUCACAAAAAAUGUAUAUACCGUUAGAGGAAUAAAACGCGUAGAAAAAAAAAUUUAAAUUUUAUUUCAUAAAAAUAAAAAAAUCAUUGCUUUUUUUUUCAACUAUCCUA